This is a messenger RNA of Strongylocentrotus purpuratus (purple sea urchin), 2679 nucleotides long. Its product is annotated as titin. The transcript has 10 exons. The record is from RefSeq and is a predicted model, not a curated record. Lineage: Eukaryota; Metazoa; Echinodermata; Echinoidea; Camarodonta; Strongylocentrotidae. The coding region runs from base 197 to 1834 and encodes 545 amino acids.
AGUUCUUCUCACUUUUUGUUUGGAAGCCGCUAUAACAAAACGAUUCCUUUCUCAAUAUCCUGGAUCACGUAUCAAUUACUUUGCGAAUAUUUUGGAUUUGGGGGAAAAUGAUGGAUGGUGACUUUCUUACAUGCGAGGGAUCUUGAAAAAUUGGAAUUAGACCCUUUUCUACUUAGAGUUUCUACUAAAUAUCAGAAUGUCGGAUGUUGGGGCAAACCAAGCUGAGAUACCGAUGGCCAUCUUAAAAAGCUUCUAUUCACACGGAAAUGACGACAAGGCUUAUUCAAGUGAUGACUUCGAAAGAUAUAAACGUAAAAAUUAUUGUAGUGAGUUACAAGGAGGUCGACUCAACUUCUACGAGAGUGGUGAACCUAAUUACAAUACGACUACCGCUGUGGUGAAGGUCGAGAAGAGAAGAGGAACUAACAUACUCAUUCUAAGAUGUGGACCCGAAGGUCGUAUGGUUAUAUUCUUGGAAUUUGACUCCAAGCAAUUAACGGACGAAUGGCAGGAGGCACUCUGUCGAUAUACUGGCCAAACACAUGUUCCUAACCCUGCCUUACGGAGAGUAAAUUCUGAGCGACCAGCAGUAGCGAGAAGGAGGAACAGGAGCCGGGCAAGAAGUCGAACAACCCUUCCUGAUAUCAUCGUUGAACAGCAGGUUGAUUCAGAUCCCCAAGAAGCUCCUCUUGAAGCUCCUCAAGAAGCACCUCCAGCUCCUCUAGUAGCUCACUCGGAAACUCCCCAAGAAGCUCCUCUUGAGGCUUCUCAAGAAGCACCUCCAGCUCCUCUAGUAGCUCCCUCAGAAACUCCACAUGAAGUUCCUCAAGAAGCACCUCCAGCUCCUCUAGUAGCUCACUCGGAAACUUCCCAAGAAGCUCCCCUUGAAGCUCUCCAAGAAGCUCCUCUUGAAGUUCCUCAAGAAGCACCUCCAGCUCCUCUGGUAGCUCCCUCGGGAACUCCCCAGGAUGCUCCUCCUGAAGCUCCCCAAGAAUCUCUCCAAGAAGCUCCUCUUGAAGUUCCUCAAGAAGCACCUUCAGCUCCUCUGAUAGCUCCCUCCGAAACUCCCCAAGAAGCUCCUCUUGAAGCUCCUCCAGCUCCUCCGCUAGAUUCCCAGGAAGGCCUCUCAGCUCCCCCUUCUCCACCGGGUUCACCCACCGAAGAUCGGGUCAUAAGCUUGACCAGUGACACGAGUGAUACAGAUUCCGGCCCUGACAGCUUGCGAUCACGUGAUGCUGAUCUCAGUCCAACGCUUACAGACUUGGCCAAUAACUCGGAAGAGAAAGAGUUCAACCUUUCAGAUCUGGAACAACUCAAAGUCAAGGACUAUAAAGGCCAUGUUAUUGUGGCGAAAGCAAUUCCUCCGUGCCAGCUACAUCUUGGAGACAAAAUAGGGUUGAGGAAUGACCAAGGUCGCCCUAUGAACGCCCGAGAAAUGACCAAGCUCAUCCAAACAUCGCCCGAACAGACGAAAGUUUUUACCAUUGUACGGGGCGCUGUAUGCAUUGUGAGAGAGGAAGAAAGUGAACUGGCCAUCAAUAUCAAAAGAUCCCAGAAGGAUAGACUGGACACAGUAGAUCUGAUUCUCAGAGCCCUCACAUCGCAAUGUUCUCUCCCGUAUUCUGAGAUGCCAGAGAGAUCCAACUUCACCAUCACAGCGAUUAACAACAUCCCCGUGGACAUCGGCUCUCAACCAGACCAGAUUGCAGAGAAUAUGAGAGAAGCCCUGAGGACAUCCAUACAUCAAGAAACAUCAAAGUAUCUAUUGCUUCAUUUUGUUCCACAAGCGUUGCUGGACGCUUUGGCCAAAGAGUACGAUGAUACGAUGAUGUAAAAUAAAUUCUGUGGCAAUGAUUGUUAUUCGUUUCAUACAGAGCAAUGCCCUGUAUAAAUCAAUGCCCGUUUCAUUGCUGUGAAACUAUUCAGUGUGGGUGAUUCAUGGCCUCUCCGAAAAACCUGCUCGAGAUCCAUUCUGUUCCUGCAACUUCCUAGAACAAGCAACCUAUAACACAACAUCUUUGAAACAUUUCAAGAAAAAUAUGAAGGGUUCUCAUUUUGUCAGUGAACAUGGAUUAUUACAUAUUUUUCUAAUCGGCUUUCAUUUGUGCAGGGUUAUAUAAUUGUUUGGGGCUCCCCCAUACUUGAUGGAAGACAUUUUGAAACGCUUUGUAAUUGUAAAGAUAUAAUUUCCGAAUGGUAUUGUUUAGAUUCCAUUAGGUACCUUGUAACCAUGUUGAACCCAGCAUAUUUAUAACGGGAUUGGAAACAGACAGCAAAACAUAAACUUAGAGAACAUGGAACCCAUGCACGAACUGCCAAAUAAAUAAAAAAGUGAAAUCUUCUUACCUUUUGAGUAAGAAAUCAGGCUAAUUCACAAGCAUUGGAAAAUAAGAAAUAAAAAGCAUCGAAAAGUGAAAAAGAGGAAGUCAUAUCUCCGUUCAUGGGUUGCCAUUAGAAUGCUGAUUUGUAAAGAAAAAAAAUGACCCACAAAGAUAAUUAUGGAGUCUGAAAAUUAGGGAUGGAUAGGAUGACUUUAUGAACACGGUUGGAAUUUUUUGGUUGAAUCGAUUUAAACAAUAAAUAAAUAAACAAACAAAAUAUGUUGUCUUAUUGUAUGAAAAAAUCACUAUACGUCUUCAUUAUCUGAAUGAUUCCAAUGUACUAUGUUGUUUUACUAUA